AUGCGCCGUCCUUUGACGUCACCACUUCCUAGCUACACGUCUAGUAACCGCCUAGACCCUCAAAUAACAUCAGCACAAGACACCUCUGCUGACAUGUAUACACCACGGUGGUUCAGACGAUGGUGGUUUCUCCUAUACGUCAUACUCGGAUGCUAUACCAUCACUGUGAUUAGCUCCUUCAUGAUUGGAUAUUUUUCCACGCCUUCCUCUUUAGAGCUGCAACAGAAUGAAAUUUUGGGGCAGCAUGAAGUGCUAAUUGAUCCGAAAGUGGUGGAGGAAGCGACGCAGAUUAAUUCAGGGAACUCGGAAGAACCCGUUCAUGAUGCAAUGACGAAUAUAGAAGCUCUGAGUGUACAAGAGCACAAUCGUGAAGGUGUUACUACGACUAAUGUGCCUAAUGAUGUACGUUCUGGAGCGACUGCAUCCGAAAAUGCUCUAGCGGAUGUUAUCGUCAAGCCUAAUGAUCCACCCACUGCAAAACUAAAGGCAAUGAAAACACUGGCAUCUCUAUCCAAGACAAUUUCUAAUAAGAACGUUGAGAAUCCCAUACGCCAAAAUGAUGUACUAGUGGUUGUGGAUGAGAUGGAGGAGAAAAGGACCGAACGGUCCAAGAUUUCAAUUGAUAUGACCGGUUCCAAUGGCGGCACACUGCGGAGCCCUCACAAAGCUGAAGCAGAGAUGCAUCCGUCGCUAGAACAUGUGAAGAGCGAAAGUUUGGAUGGGCGAGACACGUUUAAGGCGCCGGUUUUGUUGGCGGCUCCAAUGAGUGACAAAACGCGACCGCUUGUACAUCGAUCAGUCGCGUUUAGCAAAGCUUUAAGUCUUGCACGCCAUCCCGAGACUAAGGCUCCAAACCCGAAUUUCAAAGUUUACCCACUAACCGAAAAAUUACCGGGAGAUGACAAUUUACUGAUCGCUGGGCUACGCAAUAAUACCGCAGAUCGGAAUUCAUGGUCGUCUGUUGAGUAUCGAGAAGAAGUAGAUCGCCUGGAAAGUUUAAAGAUAGAAGCCAACGAUGAAAUUUUACGAAUCAAAGAGCUCAUUGGAGCAGUUGACAUCGUUCUGUCCGAGGAAAAAGAUCGAUUUGAAGAAAAGCGCGUCGCCGAAACACUGGAUAUUAGACUGCAUCAGCCGCGAAAGAUCCGCAAUCGCUUGAAGUGCAUGGGCUGGCGACAAACCGGACAGUGCAUCUCUAACGGCCAACGUGAACCUAAAUCAGAUCUUGAAUGCACUCAGAUUACGCAAGGUGGUGUCUCUGGAUACUGCGAGGUGCUAGACGAGGAGACUGGUGAGUUGUUUCGUGUCAUGCAGCUAAAUUGCUCAAGCGUUCGGAAUCAUGUGGUAUUCUCAUGUGCGGAGGCUGCCGAUUUUGCGAAUUUUGGACUUGCGGCUCAGAAAAUUUAUCUAGACGCUUUAGCACAGAAUGCGUCAGACUCAUCACAACUACUGGGUAAUCAUGGCAACGGAAACGGCAUUGUCAUGGUGGUCUACCCUAAACUAAUGUCGAGUGUAUAUGCAUCGAUUAGCGUUCUUCGAUCAUACAACUGCACGCUACCAAUCGAGUUAUGGAUUUCGCGACCCGAAGUAAUACGCACGCCAAGUAUGAAAAUAGCAUUGGAACUGUUGCAGCAGCGGUUCCUUGAUGUGACUGUGGAAACCAUCACUGAUCCUACGAUUGCCGGCUUUUCAACGAAAAUUCAUGCUGUUCAUCAUAGCAAAUUCGAAAAUGUGGUAUUUCUUGACGCCGACAACAUCCCUGUAAGGGAUCCAACCUUUUUGUUCGAAAGUCAGGAAUUUCUGAACUAUGGUGCUAUCUUUUGGCCGGAUUUCUGGCAUCCAGAGAGAACUAUUUUUAAUAUUCAAAGCGAAUCUUUGUUGUGGCAGCUCGUUGAUCUUCCUUUUGUCGACAUGUUUGAGCAAGAAAGUGGUCAGCUUGUUAUUAAUCGGAAACGAGCCGCUAUAGCUUUGGAGGUAUUGCUUUUUUUCGCAAAUCAUCGCCCCAGUCACUUCAGUAAACUAAUGUUGGCUCAUGGCGACAAGGACCUCUUUCGACUUGCGUGGAUGAAGGCAAAAACACAAUUUUAUAUGAUUCCUUUUCCGCCUGCAUCUGCUGGUCCAGAGCGCGGGACGUACAGAAAGAAAUUUUGUGGCAUGACUAUGGUUCAGUUCGAUGCUGGUGGUAACAUACUAUUCCUACACCGCAAUUCCAAGAAGCUCGAUGCCAAGGUGGAUAAAUUGGAUCCACAAAUCUGGACACAUUUACAAUCAUUUACGUGGGAAAAAAACUUUACUUCUGACGGUGACGACAUUCAAGACACCGCAAACAAAUCGGCUGUCCAACGCAUGAUGAGCUACGAGGACAUAAAGCAGAAAUAUAGAAUCGGUGUUACGAAUAGCAUGCCACUUUUUAAGGAGGUCGAGCAUUGCUAUGGCGCAGAGCCCGAUGUUGUGGGCAACUUCAAUGUAGUUGAGUUCAAGGAGCUUCCGUUUGCUACGCUGGAGCAACAGUUGAUUGACUAUGCACAUGAUGGUGCUCUUCUGAUGGGACAAGCUCGAAAUCGUAUGGGUAAUUAA
Plasmopara halstedii is the source of this 2574-nucleotide messenger RNA. RefSeq names its product Alpha-mannosyltransferase. Gene Ontology annotation, molecular function: alpha-1,2-mannosyltransferase activity. The transcript has a single exon. The record is from RefSeq and is a predicted model, not a curated record. Gene Ontology annotation, cellular component: Golgi apparatus. The coding region runs from base 1 to 2574 and encodes 857 amino acids. Gene Ontology annotation, biological process: mannan biosynthetic process. Lineage: Eukaryota; Oomycota; Peronosporomycetes; Peronosporales; Peronosporaceae.